ACAAAAAUCAAAGCUUGAAGAAGCAGGAUUCAUGAAAAAAGUUCUGAUGCGCCAUUAUGGUGAUGCUAGAAAGGAGGCUCUCGUCAAAUAUAAGAAAAAGACCAUCAAGAAUGACUCUUAUUUGCUAAUCAAUGGCAAACCGCGAAUUCCAGAAAUCUGUCAAGAGGAUCCUACUUUGCAAAAAACUGCAUUAUCGUGUCAAUGAUGGAUCUUCGGUAAUAUACUAUCCCACUGGAUAUAUUGCUGUGUCUCAGAGUCACUCAGGACUUCCCUGUGGUGGAGUUUACACUAAUGUAUUCAGUAAUAGUCCUGAGCCAUCAGUACUUGCCACCUUCACUCCCUUUGGUCAUGGUAGUAUUUGUCACCUCAACAGCAAUACAACAGCUCUGGUGGUCGAUGAAGAAGGUGGUAUGAUGACUGAGGAGGAUGGAACUAUAAAGAAACAAUGGAAAUGGAUACAAGGAGUUAAACUAAAUGAACCAAUUUUGAUACAGGUAAAUGAAUUUAUUGUGAUUCGCAUUGCAGGAGUCAACACUGCCAGUCUGUCCUAUAGAUGGCAGCAAGAGGCUGUACAUGUUUCCCUGUCCUCGCUGCAGAAUGCAAAACCUCUGCACUCUAAUGAGCUGGGAUUAAUACUGACUGAUGUAAAACUUUCCUCUAAAACUGGCAGAGAACUUUCAAAAACAAAUAAACAGAAAAUUAUGGAAAAAGAAGCAAGGAGGAAAUUUAUGGAAAAAAAAAUGACUAUUGCUGAAAGCAAAAUAUCUGAUUUGGUAAAGACUCUGGAAAUCCCAGAAGAUGAUUUCAGCCACCUUCAGGGUUUAAAGUACUUUCAAGAACUGAAGAAGCUACAGCGAAAGGUCAAAAAUAUUCUAGAUGAUUGGAUGGAGCACUAUCGUAUUGCUACAGGAAUCAGUUCCCCGGACAUUCAGAAAAUGUCAAACACCCCACAAAUGAUCCAGGCAAUUCGUAAAACCCAGUCAGCUGCCCUGCCUACAUUGGGAGUAGCAGAAGAAGAAGAAGAGGAAACUGGAAAGUGUACUAGCCAUGACGAAGGUUUUAGCCGCUUCUUAUCAGCUCCUGCAAGAAACAUUCGAUGGGAUCCACCAAAGAGUGCCUUAUCCUCUUGUACACAGAAAGAGAACAAAGAGGCAGGCAGUUUUUCUGCAAAGUUACAGAGUAAACCUGGACUUUCACUCUCCAAAGGCUCAGAAAAUAUCAGGUCGCAUAUGACGAUUCAUAAGGCAUGUCCAGUGUCUUUGCGAAAUGCACUAUUAAAAGAUGGAACUCCUAAGAGGUGCAGAUGCAGCAAUCAUCAAAUCCCAUUAGUCAGUGAUGUGGAGUAUGAUGACUUCAUCCAAGGUCAGAUCCCUGGGAUUGAACAGAUCUUAGUAAUGUGUGUGGUUUCAUCUUCAGCCCUAAAGAACUCAGCUGGUGUUGACAUACUUGAGGAACUUUAUGAGAAGAAGAACAAAAACCGCAGCAUGCCUUGUGAACAGAGCCGCCUGGACUCAUUUCGCUUGGUGAAAUAUGACAUUAAUACUGCUGGCAGUGUCACUGACUGGCAUGACUGCCUUUUGGUUCGUCGACACAAUGUAGCUCCUGGCAUGUUUUUGAUGUAUAUUUGUGGAAAGCUUCUGUUUGCUGACUACAUAUUCAAUGGCUACAGCAACUCUAUUAAAGACCUCCAGAAGCAGAUCGCCAAAUCCCGUGGAGACUAUCGGAUGGGCUUUCGUCUGCCCAGUGAUUUUAGAUUCAGCCCUCACUCAGAAAUUCCCCCGGAGAAAAAGCUGAUGCCAGCAGAGUCAGCUCCAGGCAUUGAAUCUAGGAAGUGUAAGGACUGGCCACUCAAACACGAUUGCUGUGUCCAAGAAACAGACAGGACUGCAUCUGUUCAAGAUAGUGCAGCACUCAACAUGUCAAAGAGGAGCCACCUGUUAUGUGACAGGAUAAACAACCAUCCUCCCCCCUUGUCCUCCGUUCAGAUGAAGAAGGGACUUCUAAACACAUAAAAAUAACAAUCAAUUAUUCCAUAGAGUUUUUUUUUUACCAAAGAUGUUAUUUAGUCCAAAAGUAAUGGGUGACAAGUUAGAAGGUAGCUUUUCUAGUUCUUGGAAACUUUGUUUAAGAGUGAACUAUGGUUUUAUACAUGAUGAUUUUUCCCAGCAAAAUAUCUUCUGCCUACAUGUAGGAUUCCUUUUCUCUUCAACAAGACUGUUUCUAGUCUUAAAAUAAAAACAGGCACAUUUGACAGUUUUAUAGAUGGAAAGGUCAGAUAGAUGGAUCAGUGCUAACUACCAGUCAUUUUAAAAACAGAACACAUACAGUAUAAGAAUGUAAAGGGCAUGAGAGACAAGUCCCUGGAGGACGAUUGUAAUGUACUGGUCAAUCUACAUCCUGGCCUUCAGCUAUGGUCUACGAGCACUUGGUAGUGAUUGGAAAGUGACCAAAAUGAGGCUCCUGUACAGGGUUGCUGGGAUUGUUUGCAGUGAGUGAUAGAGGAACACAGCAAAACAGAGGUUUAGUAGAGGGGGGUGUGGGGGAGAUGGUUGGUGGACUUCAGAGGCCUAAAGCUUUACUAAACACAGAGGAACCGGUUAAAGGUGGUCUCUCUUGGUUAGGAUGCCCUCAAGUGCCUCUCAAGAUGGGUGCACCAGGCAUGGCUCUUUGGGAAGAUACAGAGAAAACAUUAAAAGGGAUUAGAUCUUUUGAGUGGCCUGGCAGCAUUUCAAAUUUCUCAGGGGGAGCUGGAAAAAAUUGUGAAUGUUAAGAUUGUGCAGUCUGUCCAGCUCAGCACGUUUCCACGUCACCCCACAGUGGGGAAAUCAGUUUGAAAAUGAAGUUGUGAAUAAGAAAAUCAGCAUUUAUUGCUAUACACAAAUGCAGAGUGGGUUUAUAUGAUAGUUAUGUUUAUAAAAGUGUGCUUUAUGAUAACCCCCACAGUGAAAAAACACACUGUAUAAAAUAUUGAGUGGAAUCCAUCCAACUUAGGAACAUGAUCAUUUUAUCCUAUUAAAGCUUAUAAUUGAUACAGACAAGAAACAUCAGAGAUAGUAUUUUCCCCCAAAAUGUAAACAUAUACACAUGGCAAUACUUUUCCACAACUAUUAAGAGCACAUAAACAGAAAAAUGGAGUACAUCAGGUAAGCUGAUUUGUAUUUUCUCUUUACAGUGGAAUCCUGUAUUUCACUACACUCUCAUGUGUUAUGGAGCAAGAGAGCAGUGACAUGCUAUGUGUUGGCCAUAUGAAUUUCACUAUACUUUGUACACGUGACAUUACUAUAACUAAAUUUAAAAACUCAAGCAUCUUGAAUGCUGUCACUGUUUUACGCAAGGCUUGCUUAGAACAUAAAGAGAACAUAACAAGCGUGACAAAUGAGGUGAGACUACUGACCACCAUCAAGCUCAUUUAGUUAGCUACAAUGUCCCAGUAUCCAGGUACUUUUUAAAAGCUGUCAAGGUUUCUGCUGCAAAUACAAGUCUCCAG
Messenger RNA from Erpetoichthys calabaricus (reedfish), 3487 nucleotides. RefSeq lists its product as uncharacterized. The record is from RefSeq and is a predicted model, not a curated record. The transcript is spliced from 13 exons. NCBI's taxonomy places the organism in Eukaryota, Metazoa, Chordata, Cladistia, Polypteriformes, Polypteridae. Bases 132 to 2012 code for a protein of 626 amino acids.